Tigriopus californicus is the source of this 5347-nucleotide messenger RNA. It is a transcript of the gene Wdr81, whose product is annotated as WD repeat-containing protein 81-like. Gene Ontology annotation, cellular component: mitochondrion. The record is from RefSeq and is a predicted model, not a curated record. The coding region runs from base 59 to 5212 and encodes 1717 amino acids. Gene Ontology annotation, molecular function: protein binding; phosphatidylinositol 3-kinase regulator activity. Lineage: Eukaryota; Metazoa; Arthropoda; Copepoda; Harpacticoida; Harpacticidae. Gene Ontology annotation, biological process: aggrephagy. The transcript is spliced from 3 exons.
CGCACUCAAACUUUCGGAACAAUGACCUCCCCCGGAAUUUGAUAUCUUCGCUCCUAUCAUGGACGUAUUAGGCGUCCCAGAGGCCUAUCACCUAGGUGACCGGGCUUUGGUGCGCUGUACUUGGAUUCAAGAGGUCGUUCAGAGCCAGUGCGUUCCCAGCGAUCCAUUUAUGAUCCAUGACAGUCUGGGCCAGGAUGAGAUCCAGGCUCUGCUCCGAGAGAAGAAUGCCCCUCCUCCAGAUUGGAUGUUCAUUACCAUCCAGACCUUUGCUCGCCGACCGGCCUGUCUGGUCCAACCUUUACCGCCCUUGGAUAUCAGGGCCGUCCAAGAAGCGCAAAGUAACGAAGCCUUAUGUAUGGCGGAAACUUUGGCUUAUAUUUCCAACUCAAACUUUGUGAAUAGCUGGAAAGAGAGCCACAAACAGUUUGGCUCCCAUGGGCGAGGAGCAAAUCGAGGCGAUCGUUUAAAUUUUGGACAAGAGCACGAUUUGGUUUUGCUAGAAAUUUUGCGGCGCAUUUAUCCGGAUUGCCCAUUGGUUUUAGGCCCAGAGGAGGAGGAAGCCGAGGGUAGCCUGCCAAGGCUAAAGCAAAUGUCUAAUGAGAGAAGCGAGAACGAAAGCCUGGAAGGCCCGGUUCAUACCACGAAAGCCCUGGCCCUUCUCUUGGCUGAAGACAGCAUCUACGUGAUCUUACCCUUAAACCUGUAUUCCGUCCACGAGGCCAUCACUUAUUCGACCGCAUUUUUCCAAGACCCGCUCUUUCAUCCGCUGUUUAUUAUCUAUCAAGUCCUAAAAGCCAUGCGAGACCUCCAUGCUCGGGGUUUGAGUAUCGGGAACAUUGGCUGGAGGCAAGUAUUUCUCACCGAGGACAGUUUUGUUAAGUUGGAUCCGGAUGUUGGUGGUAAUAUCGUGCCCAUUUUGAAUGUGCCGCAGGACAAAGCGUCGUCAGAGAGUCAGGAUUUGGAUGGUCAAAAUCAUCUCUGUAGCUUUUUAAAGAGUAUCAAAUCAGCUUUACAUGCCAAAGGAGCCAAAUGUGAGACCCAAGUGAGCGACGAAUCUAGAUGCAAAGCUUUGGAACAAAUCACAGCCUUGUGGACCCGAGGCGACCUAUCCAAUUUUGAUUAUGUGAUGGUGCUGAACUAUUUGAGUGGACGCUCCUUUGAAAACCCUUACCACUAUCCCGUGCUCCCAUGGGUGAAGGACUUCUCAUCAGAAAUCGGGGGCUGGCGUGAUUUAUCCAAAUCGAAAUUCCGCCUGAACAAAGGUGAUACCCAACUGGACUUGACCUACGAUAGUUUGAUGGAAAUGCAGAAGGAAUCGUCGGGUCUGAGGGCGUCUGACCCCAAAAGCGUCCAACCGCCUCAUCACGUGACCGAGGUGCUCUCUGAGAUAACAUACUACGUGUACCAAGCCCGACGAACCUCACAGUCCGUGCUUUGUAAACAUGUGCGUAACCGUUGGGUGCCAGCCGAGUACCCGUCGUCCAUGGAACGGCUUCAGGAGUGGACACCCGACGAAUGCAUUCCGGAUUUCUUCACGGAUCCCAAAAUCUUCAAGUCUAUCCAUAACGAUCUGCCGGACUUGGCCGUCCCUGAAUGGUGUAGCUCACCCGAAGAUUUCAUUCAGUGGCACCGAAGUUGUUUAGAAAGCCCGCAAGUAUCCGAGAAACUUCAUCAUUGGCUGGAUCUCACUUUUGGUUACAAGCUCACAGGCUCCUCCGCUAUCAGGGCCAAGAACGUGUGUCUGGAUCUGGUCGAGGGGCACAGAGAAUUGCGUGGACAAGGUGUUGUCCAGUUAUUCACUAAUCCUCAUCCUUCGAAGGCGACCAGUAAUCCAUUUUGGAACCGAAAAGCCCCGAGGAUAGAUGUAUUUCUGAACAGCAAGACUCCAGAAGAUGUCCCGGAUUUCCGAAUAUCCUCGAGCAAGAGCUCUAUGCAAGAAUAUGUGGAGAAUUCAGAGACGAUUUUUCUCCCCCAAGAAUUCGACCCCUUGUUGAGGCUGAAAGAAGUCGAGGCUCUCAUGAGUUUCUCGUCAAUUGAAGAUGGUCCUCAAGGUACGAAUAAGAAUACUACUCAAGCAAAUGGUGGAGCUGCCAAGGAACUGGCCAUGAGAAAAAUCGUGCAAGAUAUGCAAGUGUUGGGAUGUCUCAUUCUGGAGCUGUACGUUCCCGAAAAGUUCAUUCACUUGGGUUCGAGAGCGAGCCUGAAAUCGCGAUUUCAGACCAGCCUUCAAAUAUUAACACACGAACGGUCUUUAUUGCCUUACUUAAUACUCCCGUGUGUGGAUAAACUCAUUCUCCCAGGGUUUCGAAUUGAUCCAUCCGAUCGGUUUCCUGCGAUUUGUGAUGGUGGUCUCCCUCCUCCAUCUGCAUUUCAAUUUUUGAACCCGCUAAUCUCGCCCUUAGCUUUCCCAACUAAUUUCACCAUCUUGGCCAAAGUUCUUCGAUUUGUUCAUAACCUGGACUUUUGGAAUAAUCUUGAGCACCGCGAAGAGAAUCCAGUCCGAGAUCUAGCUGUGGGUGAAUACAAAGUCAAGACCAUCGUGAGCGAGUUAGGCGUGUUCUUGGACACGGCAAAAUUCGAGGACAUUUGUAUAAUCUUCCCACUUUUCAAGAGUCUAUUCUUAUCACCCUCGUCAUCCGUUCAAUGUGCUUGGUACCUAUUCGACCCCUUGGCGAAGGUUUUGGGACCCACCCUGAGUAAAACUCAUCUACUAGCGCUUAUACUCAAGAUCUACGACGGGAAUGCGUCGACCUCCAAGCAUUUGAAACUCUAUCAUCGGACUUUUCUCCAAUUCCUAAUCGUCAGAUUCGGUACCAAGCUCUUUCUCAACUAUUUCUCCACUUACCUCAUCGAGGCGGUGGGUGGUUACAAAGACUACGAAGACGAGCCCGCCCAUUUGCUCAGACAAGGCUUGGAUCGAGAUUGGGAGAAAGAUGCGGAAAUAGAGCCUCAAAACGUAGAACAAAGUAGAAACACCCAUUGUUCUUCAACCUCUGAUCAGGUCUCGUUGGAUGAAAGCUUAGCUGAGGGUGAGGUCUUCUCAUUCGAUCGCCUGGAUACUGAGCAGACCUCCGAUGAUUUGGAUCCGAUGAUGCAAGAUGCCAAAGUUCACGCCAGCAAAGGACUGAUUUACAUUCCCGCCGUGACUCAGAAUGAACCAAGGGAUAGUUUGAGAGUCUGGAAGCAAGAAAAACGACACCCUAGUGGCAAUGCAGGAGGAAACAUCUCACAAGUGGCUGCUGAGAGUGUUCUGUGGCUCUGUCAUCGGCUAGGUCCAGUCCUUACGGCCAAAUUUCUGUCCCGAAAUCUUCUACGAAUGCUUAAUCUUUGUUACAUGAGUUUGGACAGCUAUGCCCCCGUGAGUGAAGAGUACAUCGAUCAUCCAAUUCGAAUUGGAACCCAGAAAGUCCAUGGUGACCUUUUGGCCCAGAACGUGUUGGAGUGCCUUUCCCAAGUGGCUUGCCUUUAUGGAGACCAAAUGAUUCUUCUGCAGUACCUUCCGUACACGUGGGACCUCAUAUCAAUUAGCAAAAAGAAGUUCACGCCAAAUUUAGAAGGUGGCUUGGUGGGUUCGAUUGCGUUGUUGCAUCACAUUGUGCCCUAUUUGUCGGACUCCCUACUGAUGAACGAACUUCAGGACAACUUGUUGGGAAACAUCCUCUUCCCGGUGUUACAAUUGUCAACCUCCAAGAAUCGAUCAUUUCUACUGGGAUCUCAAUCCCGAGCGAUUCUCGUCUACAAAUUUCUAGACGUGGUUUACCUCAUCGGAUUGAGAAUUGGAGAGGAGAUGGCCAAAACACACUUGACACCACUUUGUACGGCCUUCUUCUCGACCUUCGAUCAUGUGUGGACAUCAGAGGGACACCUGGUCCCUGAUUUUCCUAAUUUGAACGAACUCUCCGAAACCUUGUCCAUGAAGAUCGCCUAUUCGGCUUACGUGGCUUUUUACAACCUAAUGGGUCGGAGUCAUCUGGAUGAAAGUAUUACCAAUCUUGGAACAAUCAAAGCUCUCUGUCUGGUUCAUCAAGACAGUGGCGAACCUCUUCCUAGACCAGCCACUCACCGAUGUCUUCGUGGUAUGAAUUACGAGAGCUCGCCUAGUUCCGGGAACAAGGUCGAAAUUUCGGCCUCCCAAGGGGGUGGGGGAAACUUCGUCCUACCCCAAGAGGAGAGCUUUAACACGGAGCUCCAUGGCUUAAUCACCAAAGAAAUUCCCAACGCCAACCGCCACUUGAAGGGCAAUUGGCUUGCUUAUUGGGAACACGAGAUCGGGAAAGCCGACGUGGAUGCCAAGUUCAGCUUGAAACAGAUCAAACUUCAAAACUUCCACGGUCACCAGGGAGCCAUUAAGUCACUAUUUGUCAUGGAUAACGAGAACUCGUUCUUGUCCGGGAGCCGUGAUCGAACCGUGAAGGUUUGGUCUUUGCGCAGUCAGGGCGAUGGCAACUCGAACAUGUCGUGUCAAUGGACGUAUCCCCAUCAUAAGAAGUCAGUCUAUUCGGUGUUCUUCAAGGAGCGUCUACGGCACGUCGUCUCUCAUGACUCCACCGUACAUGUGUGGGAUCCUUUCGUGGGAAUGAGUGUAUUCCAAAUGGAAAGUGGUCAGCUCGUUCACAACUUAGCGGAUUUCCCCGCCCCAUCACCAAUGAUUAUCACGGUCUCCCAAGAUUCGAUGCUUCAUCUCGUGGAUUGUCGACUCGGGCAAAAUGUCACAGACCUUAAAGGCAGCACGGGCACUUCGGGUCUCGUUAGAACGCUUCAAGUUGUCCCCAAUGGGUUGGAAGUCCUCCUAGGACAUGGAUCCGGAUUUGUCACCAUUUUGGAUAUCCGCACGGGGCGACUUCGACAAUCGUGGAAGGCCCAUGAAGGCGAAAUCUUAAGCCUGACCCCACUUUCCAAUGCCGAAUUCUUGACGACAUCGUUGGAUCAAACCAUGUGUCUAUGGAAUUCGAACGAGGCCAAGUUGAAACGUUCUUUACCGGGAGCUCAAGAGCCCAUUCAUUGUGUGGGGAUCAUGGGGCAAAAUGUGAUCACGGGAUCCACGGCCAAUCGAAUAGGCGUGCGGUACGGACUGGACGCGGAGGCACCUUACCAAAGCAAUAAACUAAGAACGGAGAUAAUCAAAACCAAUCUCACAUCCAUGAGGGUGUUGGCACACAAUCGUCUACUCCUACUCGGUCAAGAAAGCGGAAGCGUGUCUUUGAUUUGUUAAAAAUUAGGUUCAGAGCGAAUAUCACAAAUCAUGGAAGGAGCCGAGAUAUAUAUUUCAUAAUCACGACAUUGUAGUAAACCAAUGAAAUGGACAUGUUUUUGAGCAUUCAUAAUAAACAAAGAAAUUGUGUUAGGA